Molecule: messenger RNA, 2349 nt
Organism: Olea europaea var. sylvestris
Lineage: Eukaryota; Viridiplantae; Streptophyta; Magnoliopsida; Lamiales; Oleaceae
Product: probable starch synthase 4, chloroplastic/amyloplastic
Exons: 15
Coding region: 160-2004 (614 amino acids)
Molecular function (GO): alpha-1,4-glucan glucosyltransferase (UDP-glucose donor) activity
Source: RefSeq, a predicted model, not a curated record
GCUGGUUCAUUAUUGAAAAAUCCCAAUGGGUCACCCAAUCAUCAUUCAAUUUGCACCUUCAACAUAAAUAUCUGAAUUUCUGCUCUAAAAUUUAUUUAUUUAUAUUCACCUUUUUGCAAAUUAGUAGAGAAUUACAGUACACAAAAACUUUUUGUUAAAAUGAAUGUAUACACUCCUACUUCAAUUACCAGUAAUUGCUUCGCAGAUUCGUUCUUGCUUCUAAAUCGAAGGAGCAACAGUAAUAUCUAUUACUGUUUUUACAACACCAAGAGAAAGGUCAAGACACUGAAUCAAGAUUUCAUUUCGCACAAUUUCAAGAUUCAGGCUGUUGAAAAAAAUGCUCCUCAGUUGGAUGUUGAGAAGUUAGAAGGUUCAACAACUAAGUCCGGAUUUAAUAGUUUUAGUUGGCCUUCUCCCGAAGAUGAAAUUCCAUUCUGGAAGAGAGAAUUUCCAUCAUGGGAUAUCAACUUGGAUGGUCCUGUUGACAUCAAGAAGGAUUCUGAUCUUAUACACAUUGUUCACGUGACAGCUGAAAUGGCACCCAUAGCAAAGGUUGGAGGUCUUGGUGACGUAGUGACUGGACUUGCCCGUGCAUGUUUGUCACGUGGCCAUAAAGUGAAUGUUUUUUUACCCUUCUACGAGUGUAUCAACAAGCAGCAGAUCAAAAACUUGGAAUUGGUGAAUACAUAUGACUCCUAUUAUGACGGGAGUUGGGUCUCUACUAAUGCAUAUCAGGGAGUAGUUUCUGGCAUCCCUGUGAUAUUUGUCGAACCAUCGAACCACUUCUUUAAGGGACAAUGUGUCUAUGGAGGUUCAUACAAUGAACUGGAAGCAUAUCUAUUCUUUAGCCGUGCUUGCCUUGAAUGGAUGCAGGUCACAGGAACCCAGCCUGAUAUCAUUCAUGUCCACGAAUGGCAGACUGGUGCUUUGCCUCUGCUUUACUGGGAUAUGUACCAUCAUCUCUCGCUCAGGAUACCAAAAAUAGCGUUGACUAUUCACAAUAUGGAGCAUUACGGAGAGUGCAGCAAAGAGCAGCUCAGCAAAUGUGGCCUUGAUGGAUCUAUAUAUGCAACUGAAGAGAAGGCUGUGGAUGAUCGAACUAUUGGCCAUAAUCCUGAGCGGAUAAGCUUAUUGAAAGGAGGCAUAGUCUAUAGCAAUGCAGUAGUUACAGUCUCUCCUACUUACCUCAAGGAAACACUUUGCUCGGGAUGGCUUGCAGGCACAUUGAUAAGACACCGUGAGAAGUACCGUGGUAUUUUGAAUGGGAUAGAUACUGGAAUGUGGAACCCUGCAACCGACAUUUUCUUGCCUGCUAAGUUUGAUGCUCUUAAUAUUGAAGAAAAGAAGACAUGUAAGCACUUUGUUCAACGAGGACUUGGUCUGGCUUCAGGAGGACAUCAGAUGGGUAGUCAUGCACCCGAUAAAGUGCCUCUGGUGGUAUGCAUUACUCGAUUAGUUCCUCAGAAAGGUCUUCAUUUGAUAACUCAUGCGAUUAAGUAUGUUAAAGAAAUUAGCGGACAAAUGGUUGUGCUAGGAAGAGCCUCGGAUAGUCGGGUGGAAAGAGAAUUCAAAGAUCUUGCAGAUCUGCAUAAUAAUGGUUCCAGCAUCCGGAUCCUUCUGACGUAUAGCGAGGAAUUGUCCCACAUGCUUUAUGCUGCUGCAGACAUGGUGUUGGUUCCAUCAAUAUAUGAGCCAUGCGGACUUGCUCAGCUGAUUGGAAUGCGUUAUGGAGCAGUUCCUGUAGUUAGAAAGACGGGUGGUCUUGCGGACACUGUCUUUGACAUGGAUGAUCAGUCACAACCUGAGAUGGCAAAUGGAUUUGUUUUUGAAGGAAUAGACGAAGCAUCUCUAAACUGGGCCCUAGACCGUGCCUUUCGUUACUAUUGUGGAAAACCUAAUGAAUGGAGUGCCAUUGUACAAAAGGUCAUGCACAUCGAUAGUAGCUGGAAUAAUACAGCAGGGAAGUACAUUGAUCUCUACAACUCUAUAAGAGUAAGAGAGUGAACUUCAGAUCUAGCAUUAUUAAGUCCAUUUCCCAGGUGAACGUGUUGCUACUGUGGAAACUGUGUAUUCAAAUCUGAAAAUUAAACUACAGAAGGGUGUUGGGGUGGGUGGGGAUAGGGGUAUGAUUGAGCUUGGGUAAAAGGGUAAACCAAGAGCUUGUAUAAGCACUAUCAUGUGCAUAGUUUGUUCUUUGCAAGGCGCUGCAGUAGUUGAUACCAGGUGCCUAAGAACAUCAGAUUUUUAAAAUUAUCGUACGUCUGUUUAUCUAAAUUGGAUACACAACGGAAACAUUCAGGCAGAAGGCAAAUUUUCUAUUCGAUGAGCAAGUUUUCGAAAGCUGGUCUA